Messenger RNA from Mytilus californianus (California mussel), 18498 nucleotides. RefSeq names its product NECAP-like protein CG9132. The transcript is spliced from 8 exons. Gene Ontology annotation, biological process: endocytosis. The coding region runs from base 35 to 892 and encodes 285 amino acids. NCBI's taxonomy places the organism in Eukaryota, Metazoa, Mollusca, Bivalvia, Mytilida, Mytilidae. Gene Ontology annotation, cellular component: clathrin vesicle coat; membrane. The record is from RefSeq and is a predicted model, not a curated record.
UACGCAAAUUGCCUCGUUCCAAUUUCUGGCGAAAAUGUCGACCGACUACGAAAGUAUCUUGUGUGUUAAAAAUGAAGUUAUGGUGUUUAAAAUACCUCCGAGGCAAUCAAACAGAGGUUACAGAGCUGCUGACUGGAAGUUGGAUGAACCAGAUUGGACUGGUCGAAUGAGAAUUGUAGCUCUAGGCAAAGAUUUGUUUAUAAAGUUGGAAGACAAAAAUUCAGGUGAAUUAUUUGCCCAGUGUCCUGUUGAAACAUACCCAAGUGUAGCUGUUGAAGCAGUUAUAGAUUCCAGUCGUUAUUUUGUUUUACGGAUUAAAGAUGAUGGUGGGAGAAGUGCUUUUAUUGGUAUAGGAUUCAAUGACCGAGGCGAUUCCUUUGAUCUCAAUGUGGCACUGCAAGACCAUUUUAAAUGGUUGAAAAAUGAAGAAGCAGCGAAAAAGACACAAGCAGAAUUUAACAGCGGACCAAAACUUGACCUUGGAUUCAAAGAAGGUCAAACCAUAAAAAUUAAUAUACAGACCAAGAAAGACCCUAAUCAGCAAGCAAAAUCCAGACCAAAGGGUCAAGGGUCAGGAGGUGGUUUUGGAAUGUUGCCUCCUCCUCCUGGAGCAAUGAAGUUGCCACCACCACCAGGUGGUAUAUCACAACUGGAACCCAAUCAAGAAAAACAACACCAGCAAAUUUCACAGUUUUCAGAACCGAAAACAAAUUCUCAUUCACAAAACAUUAGUUCUAGUAAUAGCCAAUCAAAUGUAGAUCUGUUGUUUGAUUCAUUAUCAGUGAGUUCAUCAGGGUCAUCAUCACAACCUGUGUUACAACCUCAGACAACAACACAAACUGUAGAUCCUUGGGGAGAUUUUACAGGAGUUAAGAAAGGUGGAGGAAAAUGACUUGAUAUUCAACAUUUUGAAUAAAUUAUUUCUAAUUCAACUAAUACUACAGAUGAGAAUUGGGUACAGUUUUGAUGAAUUGUGAUAUGGACUAGACCAUCAACAGAAUUGUCUCAUAGUUAAGGCAUUAUAAUUAGUGUAAAAUCAUCAUUAUUUUAUCACAAAUGGCUCUUAUUGUCUUUCUUCUGAUGAGGUGUGUUGUAGAUUUUUUAAAACAUGAUAAAAAACAUAUUGCUUAUUGUAUUUUAUGGACCACUUUAAAUUUCAUGGAAUUCAAGAAAGUAUGUUCCAAAUUUGAACAUUAUAUUUUAAAUCUGUUCUGCCUACUGAAUUUUAACAGAAAAUUGAUUUACAUCAGUUGUAUAAACUUUAAUCUAAGGUUGUAAAUGAUGAAUUAGCAUGUUUAGCAUGUUAAAUACUUUAUCAAUGAUUCAGCUUUGGUAACUAUCAAUUCACAGAAUUUAAUAUGCAUAUUUAUUAUAUUUGUGAAUUACACAUGUUACAACUAACAGUAACACAACUUUAAUUUAUACUAAAUAUACCUGUUCCUGUACUUAUUGUUAUAGAUUAUUACUGGUCAGGAAAUAUUAAGAAUGAAAGUUUUUAUUAAUAAUAUAUUCAUCUUUCUGAAUUUUUUGCAGAAAAUAAAUCGUCAAAUCAAUUAGGGCUCCACUGACUAGUUAUAACUCCUGUCUGUCCAUCGACACUUCUUUGUUGUGUGAUAAGUUAAAGAUUGCAUCAAUCAAUAUCCAUAAUUUGUAUGUAAACUGUUAAAACCUCUAAAAGAAAGGCCCUUUUAAUUUUUUUAUACGACCGCAAAAAAUUUGCAUUCGUAUAUUGCUAUCACGUCUUCGUUGUCGUAGGUUUCGUCUAAAGACAUUUGGUUUCCGGACAAAAACUUUAGUUUAGUUGUAUGGAUCUCUAUGAGUUUUAACCAAAAGGUUCAUACCAUAAAAGGAAGGUUGGGAUUGUUUUUGGGGUGAUGGUCCCAACCAUUUAGGAAUAAGGGGCCAAAAAGGGGCCAAAAACAAGCAUUUUUCUAGUUUCAGGACCAUUACUUGUGUAUAAGUAUUUUGUACCACAAGGUUCAAUACACAAUACCACAAGUAGAAGGUUGGGAUUCAUAUUGGGGGUAAUUGCCCAAACCGUUCAGGAAUUAGGGGCCAAAAUAAGCAUUUUUCUAGUUGUCAGACAAUAGCUUGUGUUUAAGUGUUUUUUUUCCCUCCAGAUUUAAGAAAUUAAAAAGAAAAUUUCUUCAAAUAUUUUUUUUUGGAAAAAGGGGGGCAAAACAAAAAUUUUUUUUUGGGGGGGGGUCAAUUUUUUUUCCUCAAGAUUUAAGAAAUUAUCAAUUUUCCAAAAAAAGAAUUGGGGGGGGGGUCUCAAUUUAUUUUGCUAAUUCUUUGUAUAAAGUCUGAAAACAGAUUUACUAAGUAUUGCGCAACAGCACAGUGUAUUGCACAACAGCAAGAAAUCUUCAAUUGAAUAUAAAUUCAAUCAUAUAACCAAUUUCAAGUUCUAUGACUACAUUUAUUCUGUGUCAGAAAACUAUAAUGUGUCAAAUAUUUAAUAACAAUCCAAAUUCAGACCUGUAUCAAGCUUGAAUAAUGUGUCCAUUUUUGCACCAACUGUUCAGAGUUGGACAUCUGUGGUCGUAUCCAGUUGCGCUUGGCGAAGCAGUUUAUUUUAUAUGUGGACAAAAAAUGUGGUUAAAAAACUUUGUUAAAAAAAUCACACAUUUUGAGAAACAUGAUUUUAUUCCAGAAUUUCAACAAAAAGCUAUGUUUAAGGUCAUAAUAUGCUACUGUGGAUUCAUAUAUUUUAGUGGGUAUCAAUUUUCGUGGAUUGAGGAAAACUUGCAUUUUCGUGGAUAUUUGAUUUUGUGGUUUUGCCAAUCUCUGCCUACAAAGCCUAAAGAAAAUUUGUAAUUCGUUGAACAUUUGAAUUCGUGGUUCACAUGUACCCACGAAAUCCACGAAAAUUGGUAUUCAACAAAUAAUUAUAAAUCCACAGUAUUCAAAGUUGAUACCCAAUACAUUGUAUCCAAAAGGGGUGAAAUUUGUCUUUAAAAUUUUAGUUUCUUCCUGAGAGUUCACAAAUUCUGAAAAACAUCUUUUUGUGCUAGGAUUUCAAUGAAAAUUGAUUCAUUAGAACUUGUUAAUUCCAAAUUGAUUCACAAUUUCAAAAUUUGGUAAAAACUCAAUUUUUGUUAAAAAAAACCAGACAUAUUUUGAGAGACAUGUUUUUGCCAGCACUUUAAAGAAAAUCUAUAUUUAUUCCAGCUUGUUUACCUGUGACUCUUUGUCAGCCUUUGCUGACAUAUUAGUUUUCUAAUGUAUUUUAUUUUUAAUUUACAUUGAGAAAUUCAAAUGCACAGAGAUUUUUAUUUUGUUACAAAUUUUAGGAUUUUAAUGAUUAUUUGAUAUGUUAUGAUAAAUGUCAACAAAAGAUCAUCAGUGACAUUUGUAUUCAAUUUACCUUUCAUAUGAUGGUAUGAUUUUAUUAACCUGAUUUUCGAAGGAAAAAUCGAUUUUUGAUUUGGGGAUGUACAGCGGGCUGUCUGUCGGGGGGUUGGCGGGCGGCUGCCAAACAGUGUCUGUUCAAUAACAUGAAAACGCUAUGACCAAAUUUUUUCAGAUUUAGAUAUGUUGUUUCCUGUGACUAAAUGAAGGCCAAGUUAAAUUUUCACGAUUUUAGCUUUUCUCCUUGUUCACCCUUUUUAAUAUACAAAAGUGGUACUUCUAAUGUGAUUGAGUUAUUUCCCUUUGAACAGAAAUUGUUAAUUAUAUAUAUAAAGUUUGAUUACACUAAGUGUUUUUAAGUAAUUUUCACCUGUUAUAGGCGAGUGACUUAUUUCAAAAAGACGCUUAGUUAACGACUUUAAUGCACCCACCUAACACACAGCUGUAUUAUAUAUCAUUCGAAAGCUAAUAAUCUGUACUUUCUGUUUUGUCCGGUCGUAAAAAAAUCGCACGGUGCAUUUUCUGUUAAAUCAAGGUCAAAGGUCAUGAAAAAACAUUCCAAUUUUUGUCGAGCCUUCAACUUUUGUCGAAAAAGCGAGACAUAGCGAUCCUACAUUCCGUUGGCGUCGUUGUCGUCGGCGGCGUCCACAAAUAUUCACUCUGUGGUUAAAUUUUUUGAAAUUUUAAUAACUUUCUUAAACUAAUCUUGAUGUCUACCAAACUUGGACAGAAGCUUGUUUAUGAUCAUAAGAUAAUAUUCAAAUGUAAAUUUUGUAAAAAAAAAAUUCCAUUUUUUCCAUAUUUUACUUAUAAAUGGACUUAGUUUUUCUGCCAGGAAACAUUACAUUCACUCUGUGGUUAAAGUUUUUGAAAUUUUAAUAACUUUCUUAAACUAUCCUGGAUUUGUACCAAACUUGGACAGAAGCUUGUUUAUGAUUAAAAGCUAGUUUCUAGAAGGAAAUUUUGUUAAAUAUUGUUCCAUUUUUUCCGUAUUUUACUUGUAAAUGGACUUAGUUUUUCUUCCAGUUAACAUUACAUACAGUCUGCAGUUUAAGUUUUUAUAACAUUUAUUAGAUUCAUAAACUAUCCUGGAUUUUUACCAAACUUGGACAGAAGCUACUUACAAUCAAAAGAUAGUAUAGAGAGGAAUAUUUUUAUUAAUUUUUUUCCUAAUUUUUGUUGAGCCUGUGAUUAACAGCAAAAGUAGGCGAGACACUGGGUUCCGCGGAACCCUUACGAAUUUUUGCGAUUACUAAACAAAAAGCUAUUUCCUAAUUCUUGUACCAUAAAAUUUUUCAGAAGAUCAUAUAAACUUUAUAUAACAUAAUACAUUAUUUCCAAAUCAAACAAAAAAUAAGAGGUUAUAUGCGCAAUAUUUCCCGAAAAUUGAAAUUCAUCACAAAUCUUAAAAAAAUGAAAAAAUUGUUCCAAAAGCAAAAUAUAUCUUGGGGGAUCGAUAUUUGUAUGCUAAAAAAAUAGAUUAAUAAUAUGUUUUAGGUCAAGGAAUAUUUGUUUUGUAAUUUUAAGAUGCAAUUAUUAAUUAUUGUUCAUAGAACAGCCUUCUAUUGAAGUGUUUGCAGUUGCCCAAAAAUCUGCCAUCUGCAAAUAGCGAUCAUUUUGUUAUUCUAUGUUAAGAUAGCACAUCGCCAAUUUUCAAUAUCAGGGAGGAGAAUGAUUUUCCAUAAUAAAAGAAGGGGUAUUUAAAGUUCGAAAAGAAUAUAUACGAGCUAAUUGAGGUAAAAAUAUGUUUUUUACGAAGUCAAACUUAUUUACUUUUUUUAAUCCUGUUUAAAUGCAAACAUGACUUUGCGACUAAAUCGUAGGCAACAUUGAAAUAAGUAACCUUGUUUAGAAACACUUGGUUGUCUAAAGCGGAAUGUAAACGAACUACAUAUAAUGCUUCUGCUUCUUAUUUAGUUUAAAAUCGUGUUAGACAUAUUAAAUGUGUUUAGAAGUUUAAUCUCUUUAAUUAUUUGAAUAAAAGAUGCUUCUAUAUAUCUUUAUUCUCACAAACCAAAUUUCAAAGGUAUAAUGAUAGGAUUGAGUAUUUUCAACAUAAGCUUUUAAAAUACAAAUGCAGGUCAGUGUGUAUGUAAAACACUAUAAGCAGUUGUGAAAUAAAAAAAUGAAAAAGUUUAAUACCUUCCUGACCUCAUAAGAUCAUUCGCUGUUUUAGGCAGUGAUCGUUUUCAUGCUGUGCUGUGUUUUUUGGACUGUUGUUCGUCUCUUGGACUUUAAUUUUAUUUUGUUCAUGGUUUUAAUUAAGUUUAUUUGAUUCAUGGUUUGAGAUGUUGAUUGACCCUUUGGUAUUAUUUCACUUUAAAGAUAUUAUCUUUCAGUAAUGAAAAUCGGCAAAAAAAUCGCCUCAAAGUAAAGUGAAGAAGAUUAACGCAAUAAGACAAAUAUCCGCGGUGAUAUAUAUAUAUAUAUAGAACCAAAUAGUUAUCAUGAUACAUUUAACUACAAUGAUCUACAAUUUUUAAAACUUUUACUACUUGAAGAGUGACGAAUUAUAUCAAAGGGACAUCAAACUCAUAAUUGAAAACCAACUGACAAAGCCGGGCAAAAAACGAACAAGACAAGUACAGAUUGAGUAACACAAAUCCCCCAAAAAUAUUUGGGGUGAACUCAGGGGCUCCAAAAGGGUGAGCAGAUCAUGUUCCACAUGUGACACCCGUCUUGUGGCUCAUGCAAUUCCUACCUCGGUGCCAAGCCUUAUUUUCGGUAGGUGACAUUCAAGGCAGAAAUGACGGUAUUUUGGUUACGUCGAUUGGAACUUAUCAGUCGUCAUCUGGCAAAACAGAUAUUUCAUAAUUGUCAACCAACUCGUAGUGGCGUCCAUAAAAUUUUCAAAGGGAUGAUUUCAACUUUGCAUUUGAACUCUGGUUUAAAACCAUGUUCAAACCACCAUUUUUCUUCAAAUGUCCUGUACCAAGUCAGGCAUAUGGCAGUUGGUAUCGAAUAAUCUGUUUCUUUGUAUGUUAAUGUUUGUUUUUGUAGCAGUUCAGUGUUUCUGUUAUUCCGUUGUGUUCCUCUUAUAGUUGAUGCGUUUUCCACGGUUUUUGGUUUGUGACCCGGAUUUGUUUCAGUUACUAGUAAAUCGAUUGAUUACUAUUGAAUAGCGGUAUACUAUAGUUGCCUUUAUUUAAUAUCUUCAUUGUGAGCAGUUACGCACUAUCACGACAAUCGUGAAAGUAAAUGCAAGUUCUGGAAUAUUGUAUCAACUUGGAGAUAUAUACUCCACAAGAAGAUGCCGCGAAAUCACGUUACAAUUGGGCAAGUGUUUAAAUAAAGAGUUUUAUUUAAUUUUGCGGGCAGUACGUCGACUGAGCAUUCAAAGACAAAUUUAGGAAAUGCAAAACCCUACAUUUAUACGUCAUAUCAUAAAUAUUCCGACUUGUCAUUGUUUCAGAGGAGUUGAGGCUCAAUGAAAUCGGUCUCCUCCUUUAAUAGUAUAGAUAUGCAGGUGUUGCUAUAAUGUUGCUACAUAGAAAUGAAAAGUUUAUAAUUGGUUAGUAAGGAGUGUUUUUAUGGGUUGAUUUAUGCUCAUCUCUUUUGUCGUAAAAAUUAUUCUCAACCAACCCUCAUCGUCGAUUUCAAGAUAAGUGGUAGAGUAAACUAUAUUUGUUGAGUCUUUUUUUUUAAUUUCAAUGGAAAAUACGAGUCAAACAUUGUGACAAAUUUGGCACUAUACAGCGAGAUGACAUCAUCUAUAUAGUGGAAAGUGAAGUUUCAAGAAAAUGGUAGCUUCUUUUCAGUCGUCAUCAGAAGCUCUUGCAUGAAGUCAUCAUCGUAUGAAAAAUGAACUAGUCAUUUAAGCUAUUCAGAAAGUCUAGUUGUAACUAGAAUCGUUGCGUAUUAAUGGAUUUUUUUCUUCAAAAUUAUUCUUAUGUGAUGAAUUACUGCAUUUAAACAAUGAACAACCAAUUUAAGCAAUCAAGAUGUCAAGUUUUAUAAUGUGUUUACUGGUUUUUAAAUUCUUUUAAAUUUCAAUUUUCAUCAAUUUAUUUUUUAUUUAUUUAUGUCUAAAUUUUCAAUUUAUUUUUUAUGGUUCACAUUUAAUAAAUAAAAGGUCUUUUCACUACAUCAAUGUUUAUAAUGAAGCUGCAAAUCAAACAAUUAGAAAAGUCAAAAGAUGUUUAUUUCAGUCUGGUAGUUACAAUGCAGAUUGCAAUCUCUUAGUUUCGCCUCCUUUAUUUCAAGCAAUAGUAUGAUUCGCACACAUAUUUUUUCACUUUAAAUUUUUCAGAUUCUUAAGAAUUUGUUUAUUAAAUCUUAUAUUGACCACAUACAAUGUUUAAAUAGGAAGAAAUGCUUAAAAGCUGUUUUUUUGCAGAUGGCGGUAUUUUGGGCAACUGCAUGAGUUGUUAUGAUUUGCUGUUUGAUUAGAAGUAAGCAUAAUUUUAGGAAAUUUAUGGUGUCAAAAACUUCUUUGAUAGUUAUUACAAGGUUUUACUUAGUUUAAAGUGAUAAGCAGUUGCAUCAGAAAGAAAAAUUUGGGUUUUCACACAUUUUGUUAACAUUUACUCAAAUUUCAGGAAACAUGUGCUUGUCUAUCAAAAACACGUUUUAAAUAUUUUAAAAUGCAUUUGAUUAAUGACCGUUAAUCUCUCUGCUAAAAGUUUAAAUGGUUUGCAUAUGUGAAUUUAGUAUAUAAAAGUCAUAUUAUGCAAUCAAGCUGAAAUCUUAGAAAAUAUGCACUUAUUCAUCCUUGGCCUUUGAUCUUGAUUUGACGGAAAUUGCACCGUUACGUUUUUUUUACGACCGGGCAAAACAGAUAGUACAGAUGUGUAGCUUUCAAAUGAUAUAUAAUUUAGCCGUAUGUUAGGUGGGUGCAUUAAAAAUUUAAUUUUAUGGUUAAAGUCACUCGCCUAUUAUCAGAUUACAAAGCAUAUGGUAAAUGUCUUAUGACACAAUUAUAAUUGGAGUGACAGAUUCAUUUGAAAAUUUUCUGUUUCAUAAGUGCUGAUGAUUAUAAGCUAUAUAGGACUGUAUAAAUAUAGUAAGAAAUUUACUGUUCAUUUUUAGACAUUUUGAAGAUAAUUACAGAUAAGUUUUAUAGUUUUAUAGAUUUUUAAAAGACAUUGUAUUAAUGAUAAAAAUUUUGAUUUUUUUUUCUUUUCUUUGGUUAAUUGUUUGAAGAAUUUUGUGAUAGGUUUGUUUGUUAUUCUGUAAAAACUAAUUUUCUAAAUGCUAUAUGUAUUUUUAUCGUCGUCGUCGUCGUCCGAAGACACAUUGGUUUUCGCACUCUAACUUUAGUUUUAGUGAAUGGAUCUCUAUGAAAUUUUACCAUAAGGUUCAAUACCACAAAAGGAAGGUUGGGAUUGAUUUUGGGGGUUAUGGUACCAACAGUUAAGGAAUUAGGGGCCAAAAAUAAGUAUUUUUGUAACUUCCAGACAAAACUUGUGUGUUAGUGUAUGGAUCUCUCUGACAUGUACCACAAGGUACCAUACCACAAAGGGAAGGCUGGGAUUGAUUUUGGGGGUAAUUGCCUCAAAAUUUUAGGAAUUAGUGGCCAAAAAGGGGCAAAAAACAAGCAUUUUCUAGUUUCAUGACAAUAACUUGUGUGUAAGUGUAUGGAUCUUUAUGAAAUUGUACUACAAGGUUCCAUAUCACAAAGGGAAAGCUGGGUUUGAGUUUGGGGGUAAUUGUUCUAAACAUUUAGGAAUUAGGGGCCAAAAAACAAGCAUUUUUCUAGUUUCCAGACAAUAGCUUGUGUUCAAGUGUAUGGAUCUCUCUGAAAUUGAACUGCAAGGUACCAUACCACAAAGGGAAGGCUGGGAUUGAGUUUGGGGGUGAUGAAUCAUAAGGGGGUUCAAAAAAUUUGGGGAGAGGGAUUUUUUUUUCCAUUUUUUCCUUUUUUUUUCUUUAAAAUUUUCCAUUUUAAAUUGGUUAUUUCUGAUUUAUAUAUAAAAGCAAAUAAUAAUGAUAUGGUUGGAAUAGGUAAAUUAAAAAUUUAUAAGUUCUUAGACCACAUUCAUUCUGUGUCAGAAACCUAUGCUGUGUCAAAUAUUUAAUCACAAUCCAAAUUCAGUGUGUAUCAAGCUUGAAUGUUGUGUCCAUACUUGCCCCAACUGUUCAGGGUUUGACCUCUGCGGUCAUAUCAAGCUGCGCCCAUCGGAGCAUUUUAUUUUUUGAUGAAAUGAACUCCUUUAAAAACUAAGCUUAUAUUGUCUUUUAAUAAACAUAUAUUUAGAUUUCUGAUUUUGGGCCCAGUUUUUAAGUUGGUCCAAAUCGGGGUCCAAAAUUAAACAGUGUUUGAUUUCAACAUAAAUUGAAUAUAUAUAGGGUUCUUUGAAAUGCUGAAUCCAAACCUGUAUUUAUUUUCAUUAUUAAUUAUAUAAUACCACAUUGUGGUCCAAAGGGUCCUAAAUUAAACUUUUGAUUAAUUUCAUCAAAAAUUGAAUUCUUGGGGUUCUUUGAUAUGCUGAUUCUAACAAUGUUUUAGUGAUUAAAUCAUAUCUAAUUUUAGAGAAUUUAGUCAUCACUGGUUGUUGUUAUUAUAUUAUUGAUUAUAAUUUGAAAAUGGAUGUAUAUAACAUAAUAUCUAAUUUUAGAGAACUAUUUAUUCAGUUUGAGUUAUUUCCCUUUGAACAGAAAAUCAUAUGGAUAAAAUUAAACUGUGUUUCAUUUCAACAUAAAUUAAAUAUAUAUAGGGUUCUUUCAAAUGCUGAAUCUAAACCUGUAUUUAAAUAUUAGAUUUUUGGGCCCAGUUUUCAAGUUGGUCCAAAUCAGGGUCCAAAAUUAAACUUUGUUUGAUUCAACAAAAUUUGAAUUUAUGGGGUUCUUUGAAAUGCUGAAUCUAACCAUGUAUUGAGAGAUUUUGGAUUGUGGGCUCCUUUAUCAAAUUGGUCCACAUUGAGGUCCAAAGGUUCCUAAAUUAAACUUUUGUUUGAUUUCAUCCAAAAUUGAAUUCUUGAGGUUCUUUGAUAUGCUGAUUCUAACAAUGUACUUAGAUUUUGGAUAUUGGACCAUAAUAGGUAAAUGUCCAAAUUUAAAUAUUUCAGUUCUUUGACCACAUUCAUUUUGUGUCACAAACCUAUGCUGUGUCAAAUAUUCAAUCACAAUCCAAAUUCAGAGCUGUUUUAAGCUUAAAUGUAGUGUCCAUACUUGCUCAACUGUUCAGGGUUCCACCUCUGCAGGAAAAUCAGGCUUGCUGUCACUCUGACAGCCUCUUGUUAAAGUCUGUCAUAGUUGAUUGAAAACUUCUAUAGACUGACUGUCAUUAAAACUUUUGCAAUUUAAGUAAGUUUAAAAGAAAAAAAUACAUGAAAUCUUUUUAAACAUAAUAUAUUAAUAUACAAGCUUUUUCCAAAACUAAAUGAGAAAAUAUGAAUGAAAGAAAUGAUAAACACUUUUUAUGAAGAUGUGUAAGGGGAGACAAUAUUUUAUCACUCAGAUGUGUUUUCAUCUAGAGAUAGUAUUCCAUAGGAUUUUUAUAUGUAUAAUUAAUAAUAAAAUUUAGGUUCAAAAUUAUGUUAAAUGAAAUCAUUCCAAUUUGAGAGAUAAGUGUUUACUGUUGAUAUACUAUAUAUUAUUUUUGUUUUGUAAAAAGUGUUGUGACAUCCUAAAAAACAUGCAAAUUUGUCCAAAAAUAUUAUUCUCAACUCAAAUAAUAUUUUUUUGAAUGAACUAUUCAACUAUAAAACAAACCAAGUUAAGUGAUGUAAAUGAAUUUCUUGGUUCUCAGAUCCGCUCACAUAUUGAUUAUGGAUGCAACAUUUUUCUUAUUGAGUAAUGAAAAGUCAUUUAUACAGUGGUGCCUUUCAAACAGAAAAAAAUUACCUGAGUUUGAUUUCAUAACUAUGAGGUCUUCAAUAGAGAUUAAAUCUGAGAUUACUAGAACAUAGUAAUCUCAGGUUAAAUUAAAUGCUACAAAGAUCUCAAGUUUGAAGCGAGCAAACAAUCCUGAUUCUGCAAAAAUAGUAUCUGGUUGAUCUCAGUUAUAAUUAGAUGUUCAUCUCACUGUUGCUCUAAAGGAAAGAGUAAAACUUGUUAACUUCUGUCUGUCCUUCUGUCUGUUUCAUGAAAUUUUCGCAGCAUUUUUCCUAGAAACUACAAAUCUGAGAUUCCUGAAAUUUGGUUUCAAUAUAAAAAUUAGGAGAUGUGGAAUGAUUGCCAAUGAGAAAACUAUCCAUCAAAGUUCAAAUGAAGUGGAUGUGAGCAACUAUAGGCAACCAUAUGGCCUUCAACAAUGAGAAAAACCCAUACCCAACCUUCAUGUGAGCAUAUACUGUGUGUUGUGUUUUAACAACGUGAUCGUACAUCUCUAGUUGACUUUCUGGUAACCAAAUACUUAUAGCAGGUUAUCAUUAGUGAGCAAUAGCUCACAGCACAUUUUGUUUAGGUAAAAUUUACCUUAAAAAAUAUAACCCUGAAUAUAAAGUUGCAGUAAUUGCAGAACCAGGAUAGAAAGACCAACAUUGUGGUAUACUCCCCUCCCCAUCCAGCUGUAACAAACUAAAGCAAAAAAAAGAAAACUUUACUCCAUUACUUUCAAAUACAAUAGAAAUGAAAAGAUGCCUACAUCUUUUUACAGAUUAUUUGGACUGAGAACUUAGCAAUACUUUUGUUUGAUCUAACAGUAGUUUAACCUUUUAUUAAAUGCAUGGCAUUUACACACCUUGUCAGAAGGUACCUUGAAUGCAUUAUCAAUAAAACUAUUUUUUUUCUGAUUAGAGAAAAGGUCAACAUCAGUGUUUUUUUAUGACAAUGAAUAAAAUAUUAUCCAGGUGAGUUGUUAAUCAUGAGUUAUCUCCCCUAUUGAUACUAUUUAUGAAUUAUCUCCCUUUGGUACUAUUUAUUGCAUUUAGGUUAGAUCUAUUGAUAAUGUAUUUUCAAUUUAAACCAUGAAAGUGAUGUCGUAAAACUAUUUACAUUCUUCUUUAUUUAUGUCUUGCUUGCAACAAAUAAUACAAAGUAAGACAUAGGUAUCACUUUUUAGGCAAUGGUUUUGGUAAGACAGUACAAUUGUCAACACAUUGUUAGGGUUGUCUGAUAAAAUCCAUUUCAGAAUAAUGUCUAGAGAAGUAUUUAAGAUAUACCAUUGACAUUGUAAGAAUUUUACUUUAGGGGAUGAGAUGAGACGCUAAUGCCUUAAGAAAUAUCAACUUUGUCAAAAGCAAGUACUCAAGUGCUCACAAACUUAACCUUGUACAAAAGAAUUUGCUGGGAAACAGUAAAUACACGUUAAUUUAGCUUGCAGGAAUAAUGUUAUGAUAAAAUGUAUUACAAAUCUUCCUCAGUAGACACAUUUAUAUUACUGUAAAUUCGGAAAUUAUGGCAUGCAUUUAUUAUUACGAUUUUUGUCUCGCCUUGACGGAGUCAAAAAGCGAGACAGAGAUAUGCUGUUUCCGGCAACGACGGCGGCGUCAACAAUGUAUUAGUUUGUGAUUAGGUCUAGUUCAUGGUGAACCACUAGUGGUAGGUCAAUGAUAUUUGGUAUGCAGUUGUAUUAGCAUUGGCACAUCUCAUUACCAUGGAGAUAUUUGGCCCCGCCCCCUCAGUCAAGGUCUAUUGACUUUGAAACUUUUCAUAGUUAACAUGUAUUAGUUUGUGAUAAGGUCAUCUUAUGGGGAACCUCUAGUGGUAGGUCAAUGAUAUUUGGUAUGCAGUUGUAUAAGCAUGGGCAUAUCUCAUUUCCAUGGAGAUUAUUUGGCUCCGCCCCCUUAGUCAUGGUCUAUAGACUUUGAAAAUUUUGCUAAGUUUACAUGUAUUAGUUUGUGAUUAGGUCAGUUCAAGGGGAACCAUUAGUGGUAGGCCAAUGUUAAUUGGUGUUCAGUUGUAUAAGCAUUAGCACAUCUCAUUUCCAUGGAGAAUAUUUGGCCCCGCCCCCUCAGUCAUGGUCUAUUUACUUUGAAACUUUUGCUUAGUUUACAUGUAUUAGUUUGUGAUUAGAUCAGUUUAAGAUGAACUGCUAAUGUUAAGUCAUUGAUAUUUGGUAUGCAAAUUUAUUGGCAUUUGCAAGUAUGGUUUCCAUGGAGAUUAUAUAGCCCCACCCCUGAUCAUGGUUCAUUGACUUUGAAACUUUUACAUAGUUUACAAGUUAAUGUUUGUGUUUAGGUUUGUUUAAUGAGAACGACUUAUAAUAAGUCAAUGGCAUUUGGUAUGCAGUUGUAUUAGCAUUGGCACAUCUCAUUUCCAUGGAGAUUGUUUAGCCAUGUACAUUCAGUCAUGGUUCAUCGACUUUGAAUAUUUGCAUAACUUACAUGUUAAAGUAUUGCAAUUUUAAUUUCAACAUUUGCAUCAUCAAAAUUACAAAAAGGCGAGACAUAUCUCUGUGAUAACAGUUUAUUUAAGAAUGGACAAAAAUGCGAAAUUAACUAUUGCGAUUUCAUGAAAAUCAGAUAUCAGAAUGGAUAUUCUAAUUUUUGCGAUACAUGUCCAGUUGCAUUAUUCGCAUUAAUAAAACCCUUGCAAUAAUUCUGAAUUUAAACUAGAUGAUAAAAGAAGGUGUCAUUAAAGGCUCCUAUUUCUGUCUCAAGUUUUAGACAGGGUUCACCUGACCUUGACCUCAUUUCAUUACUGAUUGGCCAAGCUUCACAAUAAGGUGAAUUACUGUAAGUAUAAGUUCCAUUAUAUAUGUCUUAGGGAUCAUGUGGGGGUUAUGUUUCUGUUUGACAAGAAUCACAUGAUUCCUUGUUUCAAUAAUCAAGGUUAAGUUUUCAUGCUAAUGAUCAAUAUAUCAGUUACUUCGAGUGGAAGGUGAACUGAAGUUUCGUCUGUAGAAUCUGACCGUAAUUUUAUUUUCGUGGUUCAUCAGCGAACAUUCAGUUUUCUUUAUACGUAUAGUAAGACUUAUUUCAAAGUAGCUCAAGAUAUUAUUAAGUUACAAGCAAUUAUGCAGGCAAGACGUUUCAGAUUGUUAAAUCUGUUGGAGUUUCUUAGACCCUAUUCAGGUUGGGUUUGUUCUGUACAUAUAUUUAUUUAUAUAAAAAAUGUACUAAAAAACAUAUAAGUAUAAAUGUGCAAUAUUAUAUGUGAGAUUAGCUGUGUAUAUUUCUUUCAUGUAAAAAGAAGAAAAUUUGCUGGAACAAAUGACAGCUUGAUUGAAUUGUACAAAAUGUAAUUUUUGGCAAACUAAGAAAUAUACAUUUUCAUGGUAAAUUUGAAUUUCAUUACUUCCACUGAUUAAUUGCUAUAUUUAUGCCCCCGCCGUAGCAGAGAGGGCAUUAAGUUUUACCCUUGUCCGUCUGUACGUACGCCCGUACAUCUGUUCGUCCGUACGUCCCAAAGUUGGUUUCCGUUCUCUAACUUUAGUUUGCAUCAACCAAAUGUUAUGAAACUUAUACAAAAUGCUUAUUACCACAAAACACAGAUCAAGUUUGAAUUUUGGUGGUGUCACUUUAACCGUUCUAGAGUUAUGCCCCUUUACAACUGGAAAAAUUGCUGAAUUUUUCGUUUCCGUUCUCUAACUUUAGUUUGCCUCGACCAACUGUUAUGAAACUUAUACACAAUGCUUAUUACCACAGAUCAAGUUUGAAUUUUGGUGGUGUCACUUUAACUAUUCUAGAGUUAUGCCCCUUUACAAAUGGAAAAAUUGCUGAAUUUUUGGUUUCCGUUCUCUAACUUAAGUUUGCCUCAACCAAAUGUUAUGAAACUUAUACACAAUGCUUAUUACCACAAAACACAGAUCAAUUUUGAAUUUUGGGUAGCGUCACUUUUAAUGUUCUUCAGUUUUGUCCCUUUAUAACUUUAUAUGAUGUGCAAGCGGGGCAUCAUCUGUGUCCCAUGGACACAUUCCCCAUUUAUUUUUAUAAACCUUAGGAAGAUUGGAUUACAUUUUUGCAUAGAAAUCUUCGUUAGAUAUGUGACUUAAUUACUCAAAGGGUUUAUUUAGAUGUUUUACAAAUUCCUCUUUGGAACAGAACAGAUUUGCUAUAGCCCUUUGCAGAAGUCAAUCUGAAAAAAACCUGUAAUUUGACUUGUAAUAUGAUCUGAGUUAUCUAUUUUCCUAGUAGUAUUUGUAUGCUGCAAUGAAGACCAAUGGCAAGAAGCAGAUAUUAUUUUAAACUUCAAUAUAUACAUAUAUUAAUACUAUUCCUUAUAAUUGUUUGAUAGGAAGUAGAUUGAAAGUAAAAAGAUCAAGUUUAUAAGAACCUGUUUUCAUGAAAGUCUUGUGGAAAGUCCACCUCUCACCAUUGCACUUCAUUGCAGGGAAGCUGUAAUGCUUUCAAGGAAGGAGAUAUCUCAUAUGUAUAUCAUAAACUAAUUUUAGUCAAAUUCAGGCUUUCAGAAAUGAUAUAUUUUGGAUAGAGCUGAGUGAUUACUUAAAAGUAUAACCUUUUCAUGUUGUUAAAAGUCCAGUAUUAUUACUUAUUGUAAUAGGUGUAAAUAUAUAUAUAUAUAUAUAUAUUAAAGUAAAAGGCUCUGCUCAAAAUGUAUAAAUGCUGAACUAUUUGUUGUGGCAUUAGUCUAGUGUUGUUAUCUUAAUUCAAUGCUUGCUAAAACUGGAUUUAUUUUUUGGUUAAAGGUUUCAAUUACCAAUUUGGCAACUUGGAACAUAAGGAAAUUUAAAAUUUAACCUCCUACGAAAACAAAUAUUGGAACUUUUUUUUCUAUCCCACAUAUUACUUAAAUAUAUUUGUUUUCAAUAGAGAAGAUUAACUGUUACGGGACAGCAAUUUUUUGUAUUGUUUGCAAAAGGUAUUAUUCAGGAUUAUUUUUAGUUCUUCUAUUGCAUUUAGAUAAGUAACAUGUUUAUAUGAAGGAAAACACUUUGAAAAGAACAGUGUAUAGACUGAUAAUUUUAAGAAAAUACAGUUUAAGUGCAGAAAGAAGGACAUUUUAAACUGCUAUAAUCACUCUCCAAAACAAAGACCAUUUCUGAAUAAGACAUACCUGCAUACUAAUCCAUACUUCACCACUUUUGACACUUUUAUGAAAGCAAUUAUGUACAACUUUGUGAUAAUGGUAAUUAAUGUGCCUCACCUUUUUGGUAUCAUUAUUUAGAUGUCAGUUUGGUUCUCCUUUUCAUCUGGGUGACUGCUAUCCAUGAUCCCAAAGUUUGCCUACCCAUAUACCCAAGGUUUCCCUACCCAUGAUCCCAAAGUUUGCCUACCCACAUAUACCAAAGGUUUUCCUACCCAUGAUCCCAAGGUUGGCCUACCCAUAUACCAAAGGUUUCCCUACCCAUGAUCCUAAAGUUUGCCUACCCAUAUACCCAAGGUUUCCCUACCCAUGAUCCCAAAGGUUUCCCUACCUAUGAUCCCAAAGUUUGCCUACCCAUAUACCCAAGGUUUCCCUACCCAUGAUCCCAAAGGUUUCCCUACCCAUGAUCCCAAAGGUUUCCCUACCCAUGAUCCCAAAGUUUGCCUACCCAUAUACCCAAGUUUUCCCUACCCAUGAUCCCACUGAAGUCACUAUUUUGUCUAACCAUGAUCCAAAUUUUGCCUUUCCAUGAUUCCAAGGUCUGCCUACCAGUGAACACAAGGUUUGUCUACCCUUGACCUCAAGGUUGUUCUCCUCAUUAUCCAAACGUUUGCCUACCCGUUAUCCCAAGGUUUGUCUACCCAUGAACCAAAUGUUUGUCUACCCAUGAUCCCAAGGUUUGCCGACCCAUGAACUCAAUAUUAGCUUACACAUGAUACCAAGGUCAGUCGACCCAUGAACCCAAUGUAAGUUUACACAUGAUCCCAAGGUCUGUCGACUCAAGAACCCAAUGUUAGUCUACACAUGAUCUAGACAUUAAAAUUACAUUAGUCUAGACAAGAUUUGUCUACUCAUCAUCUCAAGGUUAGCCUUCACAGGAUACAAAUGUUUGCCUACCCAAAAUCUAAAGGUUGCCUUUCAGCAGCUAUGUUUUAUGUAAGGAUUUUGAAACAAUCAUUUGAAUAUGCAUUUCAAAUGAAUUAUGCUGAACGUCUUGUUAAGUUAAGUUUGGGAAGACUUAUUGGUUUUGCUCAGUUCUUAUUAUUAUUAUUAUUCUUCUUCUUCUUCUUCUUCUUCUUCUUCCUCUUCCGCCACUUUUAAAUUUGAACUUGUCCGCACCCGUUCUCCAAAACCGCUUGUCAGAUUAACUUUGGGUUUCACAAUAUGUUAGACUAACAUGUCUAGUAGUGCAAUCAGGGUUUUGUUUGUGUAAUGGGGUUUAUAAAGGGGUACUUUGAGGGGCAAUAAGAAAGGAGGGUUUUACUAUAGAACCCUGUGGGAUUUUAUUUUUUUAAAUUUUCAAAUGAUUAUAAAUUGAAAACCGUUUGUGAUAGACACAAUCUUUUUAAUUGAAAAUGUUCUAAAUGAUAAAGCACAUUAAAUGAAAUACAGGGUAAGUCCCCAGGGGUCACCCCCACCCCCAGCCAUUUAAGAAAGUUCUAAUAACUUGUAAGUGGUCAAGAUCCCCACCCCUAAACCAUAUAUAUUCUGGUUUGUCAUGCCAAGAUGGUUUGAAUGAUAUACAGGGUUAGUCCCCAGGGGUCAUCCCGACCCCCUGUCAUUUGAGAAAAUUCUAAUAUCUUGUAAAUGGUCGUGAUCCCCACCCCUAAACCAUAUAUAUUCCUGUUCGUCAUGUCUCGAACAUUUGAAUGAAGUUUAGGGUCAGUCCCCAGGGGUUCCCCCCCCCCCACCCUUAAUGUUCUAGUAUCUUGUAAAUGGUCGAGAUCCCCACCCCUAAACCAUAUAUAUUCUGGUUUGUCAUGCCAAGAUGAUUUGAAUGAUAUACAGGGUUAGUCCCCAGGCAUCACUAAUGCAUAUAACUUUACUGGACCAAACCAAUUUUCACUGGAAUUUGUCCAAUGUCAGGCAACCCUGGGAAUUACGAAUUAUGGGAGCUUCGUUUAGGAGACUUCGUAACAGCAUCCUGUUACAAUCAUUUCUUGUUAGAAGUGAUACCAUGUAACAAACAGCUAUGGGGAUAACAGAUAGUGAUUUUCGAUGAAGUUCGGUGUGUUUUCAGUGCAGACGUACGUAGUGAUUUUAAGUAAUGGUGGAAAGGUGUGUGGGUAUAGUAAAGCCAAAAAGAUGUCCAGUCUAGAUGUUUCAGAAAGGAGUCUUUUUCUUUUGUUUUGGAAAUUUUAAUUUUUAAGUUAAUAUUUACUUCUUUUAUUAAUGUAAACAUUAAUGUCAAAAGUAAGUUAUUGUCAUUCUAGAUAAUUUGUUUCGCAUCUAGAUCUUCAUAGAUGUGUAUAUAGAAUAAAUAGUAUGCAAAUGGUU